AAACGUAAAAUAUUGUAAUACUUGGUGUCCAGAUUGCGCACAUAGUAGACCUCUUAUUCUUGAAGAAGCUAAACAAAUCGCACAUAGCAGGAAUGUUGGUGCCUAUAUUGUGCGGGUACAAAAACGUCUCACUCUUGAAGAAGCUAAACAAAUUGCACAUAGCAGGAAUGGCGAGUGUCUUUCUGAGAUAUUUGUUAAUAUUCGUUCACCCUUAUUGUGGAAAUGUGCUAAAGGACAUAAAUGGCAUUCAACACUUAAAAUCGUUAAAAAUAGUAACUCUUGGUGUCCAUUUCCUGAUAAAAAUUGCUGGCCAGGUUUUUUGAAAACAUCAAAAUAUCCAACAGGUUUAGAACUCGAUAUUCCUUAUUACCAUUAUGGAUUUGCUAUUGAAGUGCAAGGAGAACAACACGAAAAAUAUAACGAAUUCUUCCAUAAAGGAGAUCCCAAUAAUUUUAUUAAACAGAAGGAGCGGGAUCAACUCAAGAAAGAAUUGUGCGAAGAAAACUGGAUUGUUUUAAGAAAGCACCUUCGUGAAAAUUAUAAUCAUAUGUGCAUUUUUAUUACAUUACUUAAUUAG
Racocetra persica is the source of this 577-nucleotide messenger RNA. NCBI's taxonomy places the organism in Eukaryota, Fungi, Glomeromycota, Glomeromycetes, Diversisporales, Gigasporaceae. The record is from the annotation of a GenBank genome assembly.